Molecule: messenger RNA, 2937 nt
Organism: Cladocopium goreaui
Lineage: Eukaryota; Dinophyceae; Suessiales; Symbiodiniaceae
Source: the annotation of a GenBank genome assembly
AUGGUUCUUCCUGCAUAUGGCCAGCUGGAUCAAGAUGUCAGGAAACUUUUAUGUCUCAGUGGCUUCACUGGUUACCCCGCAGGUGUCACACCAACCGAAAGCCAACGUCACAACGUCGCCAUGCGGGACCCAGCCCGUCACGAUGUGGUGACCGCAGCCGCGGCACCCUGGACGGUGCCGAAGAAGGUCGGCCAAAGUUUCGCCGAGCUGACGCGGAUAGGAUUGGCCCGUGCCAAAGGCAUGGUGGCCUUCUGCACGUCGGACUACGGCGCCUAUACAGGUGCUGGUUACGAAACCUUCCAUGAAUUGGAAUAUGCACACGACAACAAGUUGCAUAUCUUUCCCAUUAGGCUCUGCGAAGAGUGGCCACCCGCGCCGCAAAACAAUCCAAGAGGCACUUUUCGAAAUGAAUUUGUGUUCAAGAACGGCUUAGUAUACGUAGACGAUCGGCAGAUGAACAAUGCCGAAGGCGCUGCCGAUCAGAUUGCGGAUUCUGCAGAUGAACCUGAAAAGAACCUUGCAGUUGAGCAUGCGCUGAGUCGCAAAACCUUUGGACGUUUGCUUCAGGCAGUGACAGGGAAUUCCACCUUCAUGGCAAAGGAUGGCCAAGAUACUUCGGCAGGGCGUCCCAGAUGUGAGACCUCCAACUUCGGAAUCUACGCUGUUCUGACGUUGGCAGACCAUGCUGGCGUCGAAGCAAUUUUCCAGCACUUGGAUCCCACCGGAAGUGGAACGCUCGGGAAGGAGGAGCUGCUGUCCAUCCUCUCUGGCCUUGGCGUUUCUGAUCAAGAGCUGCCUGGCUCACCUUGUCAUGUCGGCAUGUCCGCAGAUGAUCAUAGUGACAGGCAAGAUGUUCAGACAGAGCUCAACAUCUCAGAGCCCAAUGACCUUGGUUCCAAGGUGGAAGCGGAGGCAGAUAAAACUGAAAUCGAAAACUGCGGAGACAUCUUGCAGGCUGCGAAAGAAGGCAACGUCGGAGCUGUCGGACGCUUGCUGCAGGUGGACCCCCAGAGCCCGGAGCAAGUCGACAAAGACGGCGACGGGCCCCUGGCGAAUGCGGCUUGGGAAGGCCACCUGGAGGUGGUCCAGGUGCUGCUCGCCGCCAGCGCCUCCGUCGAGGCGAAGAGCAAAUUCGGCAACGAGCCGUUGCACCUGGCGGCUUUCACAGGCCACCUGGAGGUGGUCGAGGCACUGCUCGCCGCGGGCGCCUCCGUCGAGGCGAAGAACGAUAAAGGCGCCGGGCCCCUGGCGAUUGCGGCUCAGGAAGGCCACCGGGAGGUGGUCGAGGCGCUGCUGGCCGCGGGCGCCUCCGUCGAGGCGAAGGAUAGAGACGGUCACACACCGCUGCACUGGGCGGCUUACAACGGUCGGACACCGCUGCACCGGGCGGCUUUCAACGGCCACACCGCCGUGGUGGAGCAGCUCCUUGCCGCGGGCGCCGCCGUGGAUGCUGUGGACAAAGGAGGCAAGACGCCGUACGACUACGCCAAGGAGAUGGGCCGCCAGAAGGUGAUGGGUGUCCUGGACCCGGUCCCUUGGCGCUGGGAUGAACAUCCCUUGGUGGACCAGGGCUUCGGCACACGUAGUUCUUAUCACGAGACGGUGCAGGAAUUGAAGGAUGAAGCAGAGAAGAAACUCGGAAUCACCAUCCAGCGUCUCAUUGGGGUGAACAUGGAACCAUUGAACGAAGCAAAGACUCUGGAAGAAGCCGGUGUUUUGCCUGGACAUACGUUGACCGCAGUCAUCGCGCCAGCAGCCGGGCAGGGUGAUGUCUCAGAGGAGAAGCAGUUGCCAGAGGAUGAAGGCGAUCUGCAAAAUCCCAACGACUUCAUCGAGUUCCUCAUCUCCGCGAACAUUCGGCUGGUCCGCGCUGAGUUUUUGAUCGAGCUGGAUGAGACUGGGACCCCCAUGCCUCGCCGACAAGAGGCAGAGUUCAUGCACGUGCAGAGUGGGGCAACUGCACUGGUGGAGCUUGGUGAGUACAAAGAGUUGCACGUGAAUCAAACAUCAGGACACGUCACAAUCCGCACGGCUGAGGGUCCCUCCAUAGUGCGAUUCCGGUCAAUCUCCCACAUGUGGGAGGCAAUGGAGCAUCCGGAUCCCUGGGGAUUCCAGGUCCGCAGCAUUGUGGAGAGGUACCGAGAAUUACCCAAGGAUUCGGUGACUUGGGUCUUCGUGGACUUCCUGUCGCUGUAUCAGUACAAGAGAUCUGCUGAAGAAGAUGAGUUCUUCAGGAAGGGGCUGAAGCGAAUGCACUGGCUGUACAGUCAUGAGAUUGUGCAGGUAGACAUCCUCACUGAACUCACACCUGAGGACAAGAAGUUCGAGGGCGAGAUUUUGGUGUACAACGCGACGGAAGACCAGGUGAAAGUGACACCAAUCUGCGAGCUGAGGCUGAACACCCCCUAUGAGCUUCGAGGUUGGUGCCAGAGUGAAUCUGAGUGGUCCCGCCUGCGUAUGGAUGUGCUUGGAGGUUGUAUUCCCACUCCUCCAGAAAUAUUCAGGAAGAGGCUGCAACGGAUGCGGUUCACGCAUCGAAAUGAUGCCGAGCAGGUGCUUGCAUUGCAAGAAAAGGUGUUCAGAGACAAAGUCUCCAGGACAACACACUUGCAGCUCCAACAACUCUCUUUGGAUGACCUGGAAUGUCUACGUGACGCCUUGCCACACUACAGUAAGUUGGAGUACUUGGUGGUAAAUGGCAAUGCCCUGAAGGGGCAAGAUGCCGUGGCGAUGGUGACCUCAGGUGCGGCGGACAUCCAAAUGGAGUCGUGUUCUCUACAAGAUGAAGAUGCAGAUGCCAUGGCAGAGGCACUCAUGAGCUCAGCUGCUGAUCGAUUGGAACAUCUGAGUCUGACUGGGAACCGCUUCAGUGACAUCGGGACAGCUGCCCUUCGCAAAGUGAUGGAGCAGCGACCGCAGCUGAAGAUCCGAUUGUAG